Helianthus annuus (common sunflower) is the source of this 3201-nucleotide messenger RNA. RefSeq names its product plasma membrane ATPase 1. Gene Ontology annotation, biological process: proton export across plasma membrane; regulation of intracellular pH. The record is from RefSeq and is a predicted model, not a curated record. Gene Ontology annotation, molecular function: P-type proton-exporting transporter activity; ATP binding; ATP hydrolysis activity. The transcript is spliced from 17 exons. Bases 145 to 3036 code for a protein of 963 amino acids. Lineage: Eukaryota; Viridiplantae; Streptophyta; Magnoliopsida; Asterales; Asteraceae. Gene Ontology annotation, cellular component: plasma membrane.
GUUCUCCAAUCGUGGUGAUCGAUACAAUGUCUCUAUCUCUCUUGCUAUAUAUAAUUCCCAAUUCUCAGAUUGUUACCCCCCUCCUCACUUCAUUCUUCUUCUCCUACUGGCUUAUGAUAUAGGUGCAGUUUUGUAAAGCCAAAAAUGGUAUCCAUGGAGGAAGAUAAGGCAGUUGCUCUCGAGGCAAUUAAUAAAGAAGCUGUUGAUCUGGAAAAUAUUCCGAUGGAAGAAGUUUUCGAGAAUUUAAGAUGCACGAAAGAAGGACUGAACUCUGAUGAGGUUGAAAAGCGUUUGAAUAUGUUUGGCUACAAUAAGUUGGAAGAGAAGAAGGAAAGUAAAAUUCUGAAGUUUUUGGGUUUUAUGUGGAAUCCUCUGUCUUGGGUAAUGGAAGCAGCAGCAAUCAUGGCAAUUGCUAUGGCUCGAGGAGGGGGUGAACCUGCUGACUAUCACGAUUUUGGUGGCAUAGUGGUACUUCUGCUUAUCAAUUCAACCAUAAGUUUUGUAGAAGAGAAUAACGCUGGAAACGCAGCUGCAGCCCUCAUGGCUCGUUUGGCUCCAAAAGCUAAGGUUUUACGCAAUGGGAAAUGGAAUGAAGAGGAUGCAUCAAUACUUGUACCUGGAGACAUCAUAAGUAUUAAGCUAGGUGACAUUAUUCCUGCUGAUGCACGUCUGCUUGAAGGAGAUCCUUUAAAGAUUGAUCAAUCAGCUCUUACAGGUGAAUCUCUCCCAGUAACGAAGAAUCCAGGUGACGGGGUGUACUCAGGGUCCACGUGUAAACAAGGUGAAAUUGAGGCAGUUGUUAUUGCGACAGGGGUCCAUACGUUCUUUGGGAAAGCAGCUCAUCUUGUGGACAACACUACACACAUAGGUCACUUUCAACAGGUUUUGACUGCGAUUGGGAACUUCUGCAUAUGCUCAAUUGCGAUAGGCAUGGUUAUUGAAAUAAUUGUGAUAUAUGCUCUUCAAAAGAGGCAUUAUCGUGAAGGAGUCGAUAACCUUCUCGUGAUACUCAUUGGUGGGAUCCCAAUUGCAAUGCCAACUGUUUUAUCUGUUACAAUGGCCAUUGGCUCCCAUAAACUAGCUCAACAGGGAGCUAUAACAAAGAGAAUGACCGCCAUUGAAGAAAUGGCUGGAAUGGAUGUAUUGUGUAGUGAUAAAACUGGAACUUUAACUCUCAACAAACUUACUGUUGACAAAAAUUUGAUUGAGGUUUUUGCAAGUGGUGUUGAUAAGGACACGGUUGUGUUAAUGGCUGCUAGAGCAUCAAGGUUGGAAAACCAAGAUGCCAUUGAUGCUUGUAUAGUAUCAAUGCUGGCUGAUCCUAAGGAGGCGCGAUCCGGAAUUACAGAAGUGCACUUCCUUCCAUUUAAUCCAACUGAUAAGAGGACAGCUUUGACAUACAUUGACGGUGCUGGCAAGAUGCAUAGAGUUAGCAAAGGUGCACCAGAACAGAUUUUGAAUCUGUCAAAAAACAAAUCGGAGAUUGAAAAGAGGGUACACGCAAUCAUUGAUAAUUUCGCUGAACGUGGACUUCGAUCUCUUGGAGUGGCUCGCCAGGAAGUACCAGCUAACAGUAAAGAUAGCCCUGGUGGUCCGUGGGAAUUUGUGGGGCUUCUUCCUCUAUUCGAUCCACCUCGCCAUGACAGUGCUGAGACAAUUAGAAGAGCUUUAGAUCUUGGAGUUAGUGUUAAGAUGAUCACCGGUGACCAACUGGCCAUUGCUAAGGAGACUGGGAGACGACUAGGAAUGGGUGUUAACAUGUAUCCUUCAUCAUCCUUACUUGGCGAUCAUAAGGAUCAACUACUUAGAGCUUUACCUGUUGAUGAACUUAUUGAAAAAGCCGAUGGUUUUGCUGGUGUUUUUCCAGAGCACAAGUAUGAAAUUGUGAAGAUUCUUCAAAGUAAAAAGCACAUUUGUGGAAUGACGGGUGAUGGUGUAAACGAUGCACCUGCAUUAAAGAUAGCCGACAUUGGAAUUGCAGUGGAUGAUGCCACAGAUGCAGCUCGAAGCGCGUCUGACAUAGUUCUAACUGAGCCGGGGCUCAGUGUCAUCAUCAGCGCGGUGUUAACAAGCCGAGCCAUCUUCCAGAGAAUGAAAAACUAUACAAUCUAUGCCGUUUCAAUCACCAUACGUAUUGUGUUAGGGUUCAUGUUGCUGACUUCUUUUUACGAAUUUAAUUUCCCUCCAAUUCUUGUUCUUGUCAUAGCCAUUCUGAAUGACGGUACGAUCAUGACUAUUUCCAAAGAUAGAGUGAAACCAUCUCCCAGCCCAGACAGCUGGAAGCUCAGUGAAAUUUUUGCAACUGGAAUAGUCAUAGGCACCUACCUUGCUCUAAUGACUGUCUUAUUCUUUCAUUUGGCUAGUCAAACCAAUUUUUUUGCGCAUACCUUCCAUGUGGAAAGUUUACAUAAGCAUAAAGGCCUCGCAGAUGAUGUUUGGAAAGCGAAGCUAGCAUCAGCUGUAUACCUCCAAGUCAGCACAAUUAGCCAGGCGUUAAUAUUUGUCACACGCUCCAGGGGUUGGUCUUUCACGGAAAGACCAGGUCUUCUGUUGCUUGCUGCAUUCAUUCUAGCUCAACUCUUUGCCACUGUGAUGUCAGCAUAUUUGAGCUGGAGUUUUGCUAAGGUCCAUGCGAUUGGUUGGGGUUGGACUGGAGUUAUAUGGUUGUAUAACAUCUUAAGCUACAUGUUGCUUGACCCUAUCAAAUUCGCCGUUAGAUAUGCGCUUAGUGGGAGAGCAUGGGGCCAUGUUAUUAACCGUAAAACGGCAUUCAGCACCCAAAAGGACUUUGGUAGGGAAGCCCGCGAGGCAGCAUGGGCAAAAGAGCAAAGAACACUUCAUGGUCUUGAUACUUCUGAAGCAAAGCCUUUUGCUGAAAACUACACCUUCAGAGACAUCAACAUGAUGGCGGAAGAAGCAAAACGUCGUGCAGAGAUUGCAAGAUUAAGGGAACUUCAUACCCUGAAGGGAAAGGUAGAGUCUUUUGCGAAGCUAAGAGGAUUAGACAUCGAUGUGAACCCACACUACACUGUGUGAUCGAUGCCGUGGACAUAGACACGUUUUAAUGUAAUUCUUCUACUCGAAUUUGAUCGUGCAAAUCUCACUUGAAUGCACAAAAUCACCAAUAAAAGCAGCUUCCUUGUUCUGUUUCAUAAAUCUAUUGUCAAACUAUCGUUCUUAAGAUUGUUUUUUCAUGUAUCA